UCUCUCUCUCUCUCUCUCUCUCUCUCUCUAACCCCACACGCACACACACGCAAACCCUGCAAACCCUCCAUGGUCGUUCCCCCCACGCGAGCCACGCGAAGAUGCCCCCCUCCUCCACCGCCCACCUCCCCAUCAACCUCUUCGAUCUCCUCUCCCACCUCCACUCCCCCCGCGGCGGCGCCGCCGCCAACUCCGGCGAACCCCUCCUCCUCCUCGCCCCCUCCGCCGCCGCCGCCGCCGCAGCAGCAGCAGCAGCAGCAUCAGCAGCGGCAUCUUCCCUGACCCCCUUCCCCACCGUCGGAUUCCGCCGCCGCAGCCGCCCCCCCGCCGCGUGCGCGCUCUCGCGCGGCUCGCCGCGGAUCCUCCGCCUCUGGACCCGGUUCAACCGCCUCGCGCGCCUACACACCGGGUGGGCCGGGUUCGCCUCGGUCCGGGUCGGCGGGGGGAACCCUAGCGAGGAGGAUGGGGGUGGGGGUGGGGGUGGGGUGGGAAUCGGGGGCGGGGAGGACGAUGGGGCGCCCGGUAAUGCCGCGGAGGGAGAAACCCCGAAGAAGGUUUUGAUCUUGAUGAGCGACACGGGCGGGGGGCAUCGGGCUUCGGCGGAGGCGAUAAAAGCGGCGUUCAACGAAGAAUUCGGCGAUGAUUAUCAGGUUUUCAUUACUGAUUUGUGGACGGACCAUACACCCUGGCCCUUUAAUCAAUUGCCGAGGAGCUAUAAUUUCUUGGUAAAGCAUGGGACCCUGUGGAAGAUGACGUACUAUGGAACUGCACCAAGACUAGUGCAUCAGCCCCAUUUUGCGGCAACUGCAACAUUCAUUGCUCGAGAAGUCAUGAAAGGACUGAUGAAGUACCAGCCGGAUAUUAUCAUCAGUGUCCAUCCUUUGAUGCAGCAUGUUCCCCUCCGAAUCCUAAGGGCCAGAGGCCUGCUGAAGAAGAUUGUAUUCACUACAGUUGUUACGGAUCUUAGCACUUGCCAUCCUACAUGGUUUCAUAAGCUUGUCACAAGAUGCUAUUGCCCUUCUACUGAGGUGGCAAAGAGGGCAUUAAAAGCGGGGCUGCAGCCAUCCCAAAUAAAGGUCUAUGGCCUUCCUGUGCGUCCUUCCUUUGCCAAACCAGUCCGACCUAAGGUUGAACUGAGACGGGAGUUGCACAUGGAUGAGGAUUUACCGGCUGUUUUACUAAUGGGAGGAGGGGAAGGGAUGGGUCCCAUCGAAGCUACCGCUCGAGCCCUUGGAGAUACAUUGUAUGAUGAAAAUCUCGGGGAACCGAUUGGUCAGAUUCUUGUCAUAUGCGGUCGGAAUAAAAAACUGGCCAACAAAUUGCAGUCAAUAAACUGGAAGAUUCCUGUUCAGGUCAAGGGCUUUGUUACUAAGAUGGAAGAAUGCAUGGGCGCAUGCGACUGCAUUAUCACAAAGGCAGGACCGGGUACUAUUGCAGAAGCCAUGAUUCGGGGCCUACCUAUCAUUUUAAAUGGUUAUAUUGCCGGCCAGGAAGCCGGAAAUGUUCCCUUUGUCGUGGAAAACGGGUGCGGGAAGUUCUCGAAGUCGCCAAAGGAGAUUGCGAAGAUUGUCGCAGACUGGUUCGGCCCGAGAAUGGACGAGCUGAAAGCCAUGUCCCAGAAUGCUUUGAAGAUGGCGCGGCCCGACGCCGUGUUCAAAAUCGUUCACGAUCUUCACGAGCUGGUUCGGGAGAGGAGCCUUCUUGUACCGCAAUACUCGUGUGCCACCUAAACUUCUCCUCAUCAUUUUUGAGCCACGUUUGUUCACAAUCUAUUUUGUAGCAUAUUUGUUAGUUGAUUGAGGCUCUUUACUUCUCUCUGCGGAUGUAUGAUUGAAAUGCAUGAGUAGUUGAUUAUAUGCUCGAUAUGAUCUACAAUUUGUACCCAUUCUUUUACACCUGGAAAAAUUUUAUGAUCUUUUUCAACCCCUCGUAAUCUUGAAUUGUUGAACUUUGUUGUGAUACUCAGUUGUUUCACUUAGGUUACUGUAUCUCAGUUUAUUGUAAUUGAUGUAUUAUACAUUUAUACUGGUAUGAGGAGAUAUGCUUUUUUUUUUUUUU
Molecule: messenger RNA, 2058 nt
Organism: Ananas comosus (pineapple)
Lineage: Eukaryota; Viridiplantae; Streptophyta; Magnoliopsida; Poales; Bromeliaceae
Product: probable monogalactosyldiacylglycerol synthase 1, chloroplastic
Exons: 8
Coding region: 102-1730 (542 amino acids)
Biological process (GO): glycolipid biosynthetic process
Molecular function (GO): hexosyltransferase activity
Source: RefSeq, a predicted model, not a curated record